Messenger RNA from Amborella trichopoda, 1586 nucleotides. RefSeq names its product UNC93-like protein 3. Lineage: Eukaryota; Viridiplantae; Streptophyta; Magnoliopsida; Amborellales; Amborellaceae. Gene Ontology annotation, biological process: potassium ion homeostasis. The record is from RefSeq and is a predicted model, not a curated record.
AAACUUAAACAGUUAAAUUUCGAUUCGAUGGACGAGCAAGACUAAACAAAUCCAUUUUCCAAAUCUGAACCCAUCUGACUUGUCGUCUUUUCAAUCAUUUAUCGCCGGCGAAGCAUUAUCUCUUUCUUUGCUCUUUUGUUUUUGUCUCCUUUCUCAGGCAAUGGUCAGAGGCUCGAAGCUUUAAAUUAAGAACGAGAAAAUGGGGGAUGCUUCAAAUCCGGAUUCCGUCGCUAUGGAUUCGGUGACUGCUUCUUCACAAGAACAAGAGGAAGCUCUGCUUCUCUCAAUUGAUCAAUCUCAUGAGACCCCACUUCAAAGUCCUAGAAAUCACGCAAACGAUGUUCAUAUACUCAGCUUUGCUUUCCUGCUCAUCUUUCUCGCUUAUGGGGCUGCUCAAAACCUUGAAAGCACUGUGAAUAAUGAGGAAGAUUUGGGUACGACUUCAAUGGGGAUAUUGUAUCUUUCGUUCACCAUUUUCUCAUUGGUGGCUUCUCCAGUGGUUCAGAAACUUGGUUCCAAGAAUUCUCUUGUUCUUGGAACUACUGGUUAUUGGCUCUUCAUUGCUGCAAAUUUGAUACCUUCCUGGUAUACUAUGGUACCAGCUUCUGUUUACCUUGGAUUUUCUGCAUCUAUAAUAUGGGUUGGGCAGGGAACAUAUCUCACCGCCUCUGCAAGAAGUCAUGCUAGGCAAUGUUCUUUGCAUGAAGGCACUGUAAUUGGCAAAUUCAAUGGAGAGUUCUGGGGCAUGUUUGCAAGUACCCAGGUCAUUGGCAAUUUGAUCUCACUUGCACUGUUGAGAAAUGGAAAGGAAGGAACAGAUUUCACGGGCAAAACUUUGUUGUUUGUUGUUUUCCUUGGAAGCAUGACUUUAGGGACCAUUUUGAUGUGCUUCUUAGGCAAAAAAGACACCACUGGAGGGAGUUCUAUAAAAUAUACUUCUUUUGGAGAUCUUAUGAAAUUAAUUGUUUCCCCUAUGAUUGACAAAAGAAUGCUUUUGCUUAUCCCUCUUCUUGCAUAUUCAGGCUUGCAACAAGCAUUUGUUUGGGAUGAAUUUACGAAAGAUGUGGUGACCCCAGCACUUGGUAUAUCGGGUGUCGGAGGUUCAAUGGCAAUAUAUGGUGCUUGUGAUGCAAUAUGCUCGUUGGUUGUGGGGCGUUUCACAUUUGGAUUGAACUCCAUCAGCCUGAUUGUUUCUGGCGGGGCUUUCCUUCAGAUCCUUGUGCUUUUGUGGCUUUUACUAAGAUACAGCUUAACAGAAGUACUUGGAGUGGUGUAUCCUCUAUUAAUGGCCGCCAUAUGGGGGGUAGGCAAUGGGGUCUUCAACACCCAACUGAAUGCAACACUUGGAAUGCUUUUCAGAGAGAACACGGAAGCAGCUUUUGCACAAUUAAAAGUAUGGCAGAGUGGCGCCACUGCAGUGAUAUUCUUUUUGAGUCCAUUUGUCACAUUUCAUGCUAUUUCAGUCCUAAUGAUCGUUGCUCUCUGUAUUUCUGUAGCAAGUUUCUUAUUCCUCUCUGUAAAGGUAGAAAAAGCUUUUGCUUAUGCUCUAUGACAAUAAGUAAAAAAACCUUGAUUCUGCAUCCAGA